Messenger RNA from Guillardia theta CCMP2712, 1490 nucleotides. RefSeq lists its product as hypothetical. The transcript is spliced from 15 exons. The record is from RefSeq and is a predicted model, not a curated record. Bases 94 to 1341 code for a protein of 415 amino acids. NCBI's taxonomy places the organism in Eukaryota, Cryptophyceae, Pyrenomonadales, Geminigeraceae. Gene Ontology annotation, molecular function: DNA-binding transcription factor activity.
UAGUCCAUGACCAUCAACGUGUCACACAUGGUCACCAUGCCGACCAUUUUGGCCUAGACAAGAUCUCCGCCGUGGUAGGUGGAGGAGCAAACGAUGCCGGGGAACCGUGAAUUGAAAGAAGUAUCCCAUGCAGAAUUGGUCCAGCUCCUCCACCUACCAGAGAAAAUUGUAGCAAAGGAGUUGGGCAUAUGUGUGACUUCGCUGAAGAAGGCUUGCCGUCAAUAUGGCAUCUACAGGUGGCCUCACAGGAAGAUUAAGUCCAUAGACAAGCACCUACACAAGCUCGAGGCAGCGCUGGCGACUUGCGAGAAGCAAGAGGAGCGAGCUCACCUUCAAGAGAAGAAAGCUGCCUUAGAGCAGGAGAGGAGAACCUUGCCCUACCGCCCGCGCUCUGCCGCAAGCGAGCAGGGAGACCAGGAGGCUGAACUCUCGGAAGACUCUGACAUCAGCGACCUCGUGUCUACUUCGAGCACAGUUGCUGCGAGCCCGAGGACCAUGGGAGCGACUCACGAGGGAGGAGCUGAAGGGCAUGAUGAAGUUUCCAUGAGCCAUACAGGAGGACUGAAUGCCAAUGGAAUCCCGAAGGGCCGUGUGCUCGAGAGGAAAAUCCUCCAGCAGAAACUCAGGCAGAAUCUUGAGAUGAGGACGGAGCAAAAAGCGGCGCAUGGUGGCAGGGAGGAGACAGAGGAGGUCACGCAUGUGAUCCCGAUGCCGAACCUGCUGGACGGGAUGCAGGGCGGGAGAAGAGGAGGAGACGAAUCGCUCAAGGUCGAGCUCACGUUGCCAGGAGAGAUCGCAGAGGAUAUGGCCAAGGGCUACGUCUCCUUCAAGAUCGUCCAGAUACCGGGGCAGGCACCCGAGCUUCACCUUUCCGCCCGGCGAGGCUCACCAUCAGCCAAGCUGCUCGCCCGCCACUACUCCCACGCAGAGGCCGCGGGCUCUUCCUCGACCUCCUCCAACUUCAACAAGGACCCGAUGGAUCUGCCCACGGUGGGGGAGGAGCAGGCGCUGCAUGCCUACGACUCGCUGCUGGCGCUGGAGCACGAGGACGAGGGCACGCCGCACGAGCCCAACGAGGACGAGAACUUCGAUGGCUCUGGCAAGGACAACUGCGCGGCUGACUUUGUCCUGGAUGAUCAUUAUGACGGGAGGGAGGCACCUGCCUCGCCGAUCGCCGGCUUCAACUCGCUAGCAUACACCAACAUGCUCGAGGACUACAGCUGCUUGGUCGACGACUCCUCGUUUGGCGGGAAGGAUCAUCGCGCGGGCCUGCAGGACCUGAAAGCAGAGGACGACUUCGGCCUCAUCAUCGGCCUCUCCGAGAUCGCGCGCAAGACUUGAAAAAGCUGCUUUUUCUCCUGUACUUCUAACGCUAACAGUGCUUACCUCGUGUGAAACUAGAGUGAACUCGUGAAGUGGUUCUGACCUGAACUGUAUGACAGCAGCCUGUGCUCUGUCUCUUGUGCUACAAUAAAAACUACUGACACCAA